GGCGGGACCUGGCAGGGUGGGGUGGAGCCUGCACGGCGACCCGGGGCCAUGUCUGCGCCGCCACCUCUGCAGAUCCGGGAGGCGAACGCUCACCUGGCGGCCGUACACCGGCGCGCCGCGGAGCUGGAGAGGCGGCUGCUGGCGGCGGAGCGCACGAUGCGUGCGCAGGCCGAGCGCCUGGCCUACCACGACCAGCAGCUGCGUGCGGCCCUAGACGAGCUGGGUCGCGCCAAGGACCGGGAGAUUUCUGCCCUCCAAGAGCAGCUGCUGAGCUCUGAGGCGACAGUUCGAAGCCUACAGGCCGCCGUGGACCAGAGGGACCAGAUGAUCCAGCAGCUACAGCCUCGUGCUGACCUGCUGCAGGACAUCACUCGACAGCGACCACCCCUGGCCGCACUGCUGGCCACCCUGGAUGAGGCAGAGGAACUGGGCCCCUUGCCAACCAUCCACAGCCAUGGAGCCCAGCUACUUGCUGAUGGGCCUGGCCCACCUCUGGGCAACAGCAUGGGGGAAGAGGAGGGCCAGGAUGACCAGCAGUGUGCUGUGUUUGGGACCACAGUGUGAGCUGCCUGGACAGAUCUCAGAAUGUGUGGUCAAGGCCCCUUGGGGAUUCCACCACGCUUAGAGUCCUGGACAUCACCAGUGUCCUAGAGGGGUCUUUAGACAUGACCAGGUUCCUAGCUAAACAUCAAAACAAGUGAAAAGUCAAGAUCUCAUUUACAACAGUUUCCCCCAGUGCUGGAGUAUCUACUACAUUCCACUGAUUUUAAAUAGUUUCAAAAACAAAAGAAGGCAAGUGGGUGGAACAUUCUCCACCAUGUGCGCAUAAAGCACAGAGCCAGGCGUCCCAGCAUCAGUGAGAUGGUGGGGACUGACCUCUCAUCUCCAGGUCUGAAGUCCUGUUUGUUUCCUGUUUGGUGUUUCCUGUUUGGUGCUUCCUGUCUCAGGAGUGUGGUGUGGAUCUCUGCUAGGUUGACAGGUCCUACCUGUGGGGACUUUAUUUGUAUUUUUGCUUGAGAUGGGGUCUCUCUCUGUAACCCAGGCUACCCUUGAAUCCUUCCACGUACCUUGAAUAUAGAUGUAAGCCACCAUGCCCUGCUGACGGGAGCCCUCCAUCCCUUUCAGUUCACUCACUGCCACCAUGCCCUGCUGACGGGAGCCCUCCAUCCCUUUCAGUUCACUCACUGCCACCAUGCCCUGCUGACGGGAGCCCUCCAUCCCUUUCAGUUCACUCACUGCCACCAUGCCCUGCUGACGGGAGCCCUCCAUCCCUUUCAGUUCACUCACUCUUGUGCCUCCUGAACCGUUCUUCAUCCCAAGCAGAAUCUCCUCUUUGUUUUAUGUUUCAUUGCUUCUGUGUAAGAAGACAAAUCAUUAACCUUGGAUCUCUCUCCCAUAGCUCUACCCUUCCUACUAGGAAGAACAGGUGGGUUGAGACACCACAACCAAGAGUUCCUCAGCCUUUGCACUAUCUGUUCCCUCUGCCUCGAUGUCUUUCCCUGGUCACACACUCUGUUCCUCCACACUCAGGUCUCCCUCAAAUGCCCCCUUCUGGAGGGGCCUUCCAGCUGGCGUCUCUGAAGUAAUUCCUGCCAGCUGGUCACUGCCUCCCUCGUACUGUGAUUGGUUUUUUUGAAGCUUAGUCUUGUGUAGCCCAGGGUGGCCUCUAAACUUUUCAUAUAGCUUAGGCUGGCUUUGAACUGGUUUGGUUUGGUUUGGUUUUUUUCGAGACAGGGUUUCUCUGUGUAGCCCUGGCUGUCCUGGAACUCACUCUGUAGACCAGGCUGGCCUCGAACUCAGAAAUCCGCCUGCCUCUGCCUCCCAAGUGCUGGGAUUAAAGGCGUGCGCCACCACUGCCCGGCGGCUUUGAACUUUUGAUCCUCCUGCUUCAGCAUCUCCAGUAUGACAAGCUUGUACCACCCACAGCCCCAUCCUGGGACCACCUUUCCAGUGGGAAGGCAGUGGCUAUGAAGCAGGGAAUUGUGUCUUCUGUCUCCAUCGGUGCCUAGCACAGCCCGGGAGGCCCUGCCUCAGCCAGGAGCCUCCUGGAAAGCUGAUGAGCCCUUCCUGGUUUCUAGGGACAACAGUGUUUUUGUAGCAAGUCUCCUUUUGAUACCCUAAGAGAAUCUAUUUUUUAAGUCCUGGUUUCUAUGCUGUCUAGGGCCUAGAUCACAGUGAGGGUACAUUGCCUUUGUCCCCACAAACCCUUGCAUCCAGAGGUAGUGUCUGUUGAGUUUUGUCCUGUGCUCAGGGAAGUUGUCCUUGAGCAGCCACCAAGAGAGAAGGUAGAGGCUGUUCCAGUCAGAAGGGCUUCCAGCCAUCCAGUCUGCCCAGAGUCUGACAGGGACCCUCAGCAUGGGAGACAGGCCCACUUUUUCUUGGGGAUGGAGAAGGGAGCAAUUUGUAUAGGGGAAGGCAGGCUAGGGCUUGUCUGCACCAGAAUAAACUGGAUGUUUCUCAGCCUGGA
Messenger RNA from Arvicanthis niloticus (Nile rat), 2467 nucleotides. RefSeq names its product vimentin type intermediate filament associated coiled-coil protein (gene Vmac). Lineage: Eukaryota; Metazoa; Chordata; Mammalia; Rodentia; Muridae. The record is from RefSeq and is a predicted model, not a curated record.